AUCGAUGGCUUUUGUUGCAGUCCAUGGAGGUGCUGGUUCGCACAAUACUUCAACAGAUAAAGGAAUCAAAAAGGCACUCCGAGAGGCUUGUCGUGUUGGUCUUCCUCAAACUCACGUUUCAGUAUUGAAUAUCGUCGAAUAUGCAAUCAUAGCCUUGGAAGACGACCCAUGUUUGAAUGCGGGAUUCGGUUCCAAUUUGACUUUGGAUGGAACGGUGGAAUGCGAUGCCAGUCUUAUGAAUGGAAGCAACGCGUUUGGAGCAGUGGCCGCUGUAUCAGCUGUCAAAAAUCCAAUUCGUCUCGCCAGAUCUAUCUUGGACCACUCUCAGAAAUCAGAUCCUCUGGGUCGCAUACCACCUUUACUCCUUGUAUCGGAUGGUGCUCGAGCUUUCGCCAUCGAACACGCUAUCCCAACCGUUUCGCCAGAGUCUUUGGUGUGCGACAAAGCCAAGAAUACUUGGUCGCGAUGGAAGGAGAAGCAUAACAGUGGUAGUAUUUCUACUACUGAUAUUGGCGAAAUACACGCGUUGCAAGACACUGUCGGUGCUGUCGCGGUCUGCGGGGAUGCUGUGGCCGCUGGUGUUUCCAGUGGUGGACUACUGUUAAAAUUUCCAGGUCGCGUCGGUGAGGCAGGCAUCUUCGGAGCAGGAUGUUGGGCUCAACGGUGGGAGCGCUCUUCACCCAGUUGCUUUAGUAGACAUACUAUGGCUUGUAGCGUCUCUGGCGCUGGCGAGUAUAUCACACGCGCUUCCUUAGCUCGCUCGCUAGGAAGGGCCAUGGCACGCAGCUUUGAAGAUCCACAUGAUGUUAUUCGUCAUGUUUUGGAGGAGGAAUUUUGGAUACCUUCAAAGAGACUGGGGGAUUCGCAUCCGAAUGUUGGUAUUUUAUUAGUCACAAGGGAGGAGGAUUUAUCUAGAACAGUCGUUCGACUAUGGUGCGCGUUUACAACACCAAGCAUGGCAAUAGCCUUUGCUUCUACGGCUAACCCGAGUCCUAAGGCCUUUGUUCUUCGACAAAACUUCGCAUCAGCAGCGGAAGAUGAUAAUAUGCCACUUUUCAUCACCGCUUACAGUCUAUAAUCACCAGACCGUUGGUGUUUGCACGUAAUUAAUCUAUUUGCGUGCAGGAAGUUCAGGAAGUGGUAGUGGUUCGAUAUCAUCCGACUAGACGUGGCCAUCAUCGUAACCAUCUGCCACUCGUGUUGCUGGACGCCAACUUCUUGGAUGCUCUGACGGUCAGAGAAGUUGGUGGUGAUCGAGAACGCUUCCUUCGGAGCCGACGUUUUCCCCGACGAAACUUUAAGCCAUCUUAUCCAUAUCGUACUUCCAAUGCAAAGAAAACGAAUUCAGGAUCCGCCCGCCACCUGGUUAGAGACGAUAAAGGAACGUAUCGCGCUCCGGAGUCGACAAUCGACCAGAUCGAUGGUUGAAUCGAAGUCGAGAAGGUUGAGCACGAGCCUCAGGUUUAAGAAGGCGCCAGCUGGCUGGGACGCCUCACUGGCAGCGGAAUCUCCAUGUAAAGCUGACCUUGAGCUAGUUACUCCCGGAGGAAAUUUUUAAUGCAUAAUCUCACACUACUACUGUUAGCAUUCAUUGUUACUAUUCAGGACCUGAA
This is a messenger RNA of Marasmius oreades (fairy-ring Marasmius), 1613 nucleotides long. RefSeq lists its product as uncharacterized. The record is from RefSeq and is a predicted model, not a curated record. The transcript has 8 exons. Gene Ontology annotation, molecular function: threonine-type endopeptidase activity. The coding region runs from base 5 to 1078 and encodes 357 amino acids. Gene Ontology annotation, biological process: protein maturation. NCBI's taxonomy places the organism in Eukaryota, Fungi, Basidiomycota, Agaricomycetes, Agaricales, Marasmiaceae.